Molecule: messenger RNA, 1092 nt
Organism: Empidonax traillii (willow flycatcher)
Lineage: Eukaryota; Metazoa; Chordata; Aves; Passeriformes; Tyrannidae
Gene: TWF2
Product: twinfilin actin binding protein 2
Exons: 9
Coding region: 76-1092 (338 amino acids)
Biological process (GO): positive regulation of neuron projection development; regulation of lamellipodium assembly; actin filament depolymerization
Cellular component (GO): cytoplasm; actin filament; myofibril
Molecular function (GO): actin monomer binding; actin filament binding
Source: RefSeq, a predicted model, not a curated record
GUGCUGCCUUGCCCAGCCGUUUCCUGCCCGGGACGCGGCGGAGCGGAGCCGAGCGGAGCCGAGCCGAGCGGAGCCAUGACUCACCAGACCGGCAUCCACGCCACCACAGAAUUAAGGGACUUUUUUGCCAAAGCCCGAAACGGUUCAGUUCGGCUCAUCAAGGUCAUCAUUGAGGAUGAACAGCUUGUGCUGGGAGCCCACAAAGAGCUGUCCCGGCGCUGGGACGCUGACUACGAUCCCUUCGUGCUGCCCCUGCUGGACGAGCAGCAGCCGUGCUAUGUGCUGUACCGCCUGGACAGCCAGAACGCCCAGGGAUACGAGUGGCUCUUCAUCUCCUGGUCCCCCGACAGCUCCCCGGUCCGGCUGAAGAUGCUCUACGCUGCCACCAGAGCCACGGUGAAGAAGGAGUUUGGAGGGGGGCACAUAAAGGAUGAGAUGUUUGGCACAGUGAAGGAGGACGUGUCCCUGAGUGGUUACCAAAAGCACGUGUCCUCCAGCUCUGCCCCGGCCCCGCUGACCGCAGCCGAGCAGGAGCUGCAGCAGAUCCGCAUCAACGAGGUGAAGACAGAGAUCAGUGUGGAGAGCAAGCACCAAACACUGCAGGGCCUGGCCUUCCCCCUGCAGCUGGAUGCCCAGCAAGCCAUCCAGGCACUCAAGCAGAAGAAAAUCAACUACAUCCAGCUGAAGCUGGAUCUGGAGCGGGAGACCAUCGACCUGGUGCACACAAGCCCCACAGAGAUCGCUGACCUGCCCAAGAGGAUCCCCCAGGACUCAGCUCGCUACCAUUUCUUCCUGUACAAGCAUUCACAUGAGGGAGACUACCUGGAGUCUGUCGUCUUUAUCUACUCCAUGCCCGGGUACAAGUGCAGCAUCAAGGAGCGCAUGCUCUACUCCAGCUGCAAGAGCCGGUUGCUGGACACUGUGGAGCAGGAAUUUUGCCUGGAGAUAGCCAAGAAGGUAAGUGCGAGCCCACAAGGAGAUGACGGAGCAGAGACCCGUGCUGGGCAUCAGCAAGGGACUGUGCUGCAGCCCCUCUGCUGUGGCGGUGAACGUGCCGAUGUUGCCUUGGCCUCGGUGGAGUCAGGGGGCUAA